Trichomonas vaginalis G3 is the source of this 360-nucleotide messenger RNA. RefSeq names its product phosphatidylethanolamine N-methyltransferase family. The record is from RefSeq and is a predicted model, not a curated record. Lineage: Eukaryota; Parabasalia; Trichomonadida; Trichomonadidae. Gene Ontology annotation, molecular function: S-adenosylmethionine-dependent methyltransferase activity. The transcript has a single exon. The coding region runs from base 1 to 360 and encodes 119 amino acids. Gene Ontology annotation, biological process: phosphatidylcholine biosynthetic process.
AUGUGCUUAAGCUCAGGCAUCAUUCUUAAGAGACUCCCAUUCACAUUACCAUUUAUCGCAAUCGGCCAAUUAUUCAAUUACCUUGUCUACACAAGAUUAGGAAAAGUUCGUGCAUACUACGGUUGGGAACUUGGUUUAUAUAGUGGAGAUGUAUUAAAAGGAUUCCCAUUCGAUUACAUCAGCGAUUCACAGUAUAAGGGACUUAUUUUAUGCGUCCUUGGUAUCUUCUUCUCAGUCAACUACGAUAAGACAUUAGCAAUAUUAACAGGAUACUGGGUUCUUCUUUAUGUCUAUAUGAUCUUCAUGGAGAAUACAAAGCCAGGCCGUGAAAUUCCUGAUGAGGCUAAGAAAAAUGAAUAA